AUGAUGGUAGAUGAUUCUCGCUUGCUUCGCAUUGAAGUCGGAAAUGACUGGGCUUAUAUUGAUGGCAUUUUGCGUGCCCUCCGCAAUCCAUACAACGCCACCAAAACCAUAAAAUCGACCAGACCCGGUAACACUCAAGCUCGCUUUCGAAAGACGCUGGCCCACAAGUACGAGGCGGCCCAGUCAGCAAAAAAGCCUAUGGAGUCUCUAUGGUGUCCUAUUGUGGGUGCUUUCUGUGAUGGACUGAUGAUGCGCGCCGCCCAUAUCGUUAAGAAGAAUGUGGGCGAGAAUGUAGCGCAAGCACUCUUUGGCGAGACAACGGAUUCCCAAGGUCAUAUCUGGCAGCCAUCUAAUGGACUCCUGAUAAAUCGACGCUACGAAAUGUGGCUGGAUGCGGGCGUGAUCGUCAUCGUGCCGGACGACGAUGCCGAGAACGAGUUCAAGGUUGUUGUCCUCGACAUGUCGGCCUUUGACGAUGCGAUCGACUAUUCCAUUCCUGUCGGGACUGCACUGGACGGCCGCAGACUUCAGUUUCGGGGGGGCGUUUCGGCCGCAGAAGCGGCAUCUCUAUUUCAAGAUGGCCGUCACUCUCCUCCACCGCCAACGGGCUGA
Messenger RNA from Grosmannia clavigera kw1407, 612 nucleotides. RefSeq lists its product as uncharacterized. Bases 1 to 612 code for a protein of 203 amino acids. The transcript has a single exon. Lineage: Eukaryota; Fungi; Ascomycota; Sordariomycetes; Ophiostomatales; Ophiostomataceae. The record is from RefSeq and is a predicted model, not a curated record.